AUGGAGCUCGGAGGAAAAUGCAAUGCAGUUACAUCCACAACAAUGAUCUCAACCAAAACCAUAGAAGUAAAACCACAUACCAGCCCGGAUCCGGAAGCCAAACCCGGUUCAGAUCCGAUCUCCAAAUCUACCACCGUCUUCAAGAAAGAAAACGGAAAACCAAGGACACGUGGCGACCAAGCAGAGAAGUACAAGGAAUGCCAGAAGAACCACGCGGCCUUAACCGGAGGACACGUGGUGGACGGAUGCUGCGAGUUCAUGCCCGGCGGAGAAGAAGGUACGCUCGGAGCGCUAAAAUGCGCGGCAUGUAACUGCCACCGGAGCUUCCACAGGAAAGAAGCGUACGGUCAUAGAAACAGCACGCAAGAGAUGAUAACUCCGGCGUUCUACUGCAGUAGCAGCUCGUACAAGGGGAUGCAGCCACGUGGAGUUUAUCCAACGAAUGAGAUUGGAAGGAGGACUUCUUCGUCGAGCGAGGAUAUGAAGAAGGUUUUGAGUCACCGGAGCAGCCAGAAUAUUAACGGAAACGGGUUGAUGAUGACGAUGAUGAUGAGGAAGAAGAAGAGGGUGAGGACAAAGAUUGAUGAAGAGCAGAAGGAGAAGAUGAAGGAGUUUGCAGAGAGAUUAGGGUGGAGGAUACAGAAGAAAGAUGAAGAAGAGAUUGAUAAGUUUUGUAGGACGGUGAAUCUGAGGAGACAGGUUUUCAAAGUGUGGAUGCAUAAUAACAAACAAGCAAUGAAGAGGAGGAAUAAUAGUAACACUAGUGAUCUUCAAGAGUGA
This is a messenger RNA of Microthlaspi erraticum, 780 nucleotides long. NCBI's taxonomy places the organism in Eukaryota, Viridiplantae, Streptophyta, Magnoliopsida, Brassicales, Brassicaceae. The record is from the annotation of a GenBank genome assembly.